Molecule: messenger RNA, 6248 nt
Organism: Mytilus californianus (California mussel)
Lineage: Eukaryota; Metazoa; Mollusca; Bivalvia; Mytilida; Mytilidae
Product: protein crumbs-like
Exons: 11
Coding region: 356-1699 (447 amino acids)
Molecular function (GO): calcium ion binding
Source: RefSeq, a predicted model, not a curated record
GAGCAAAACAAACUUUAAGUCGAGGUUUCAUUAAGAAAUGAUUAAGGUUGUACAAUUAGCAUGAUAACGAUUCUUUACUCUUAGGACUGGCUUCCAAUUUUCAUUUCACAAUAUGCUCUUCGAACUUCAAACUUGAUUGAAUCAUCAACAAUACACGUACGUACUUUGAUUCACUCAUUCACUCACUCACUCACUCACUCACCUACUCUCGUUCACUCACCCACACAAUCUCGUUUGCUCACCUACUCACGCACAUCUCCCAGUGAAUUUUCUGAUAGAUAUACAUUUCUAAAGUAUUUACAGUAAUUCUUAAUGGCUGAAACAUUACAGGAGAUCUACACCUUCAGGGCUCUGGAUGCCAAAGUCCAUCGGGGAGGACACCAGUGUCUAUCAUUGUCUGGAUGCCACUUGUUCUUUGCCUACAGACCUAAAGAAUGCUGCGUGGGAAUAUAAUUACACAAAAUUAUCAGACAGUUCAGACCAAUCAACCACUCUCAACAUCGCAACUACAACGUUACAAAAUUCCGUCAUCAAUUUAAACGCUUUUGGGACAACAAUAGACGAUUGGACUUGCAUCAAUAGUUCAAACAUCUCUAACACACAAACAAUUGUAGUUUUCAAAAGUGACACAAGCUUUACCAGUGAUCCUGGUAGUGGUAACAGACGGCUAUAUCUUUGUAUGAAAUUAACAAAAGUGACCAAAGAUUUAUAUUACUUUUACCUUUUGUCAGAUAUAUCCACUGCGGUCACUCCGAAUGAGAGAGUGUUCGCGUCAGAAGGAGGAAACACACCAGGUGACGAUGCUCCAAUGUGUAGUACAUUUUGUAAAUACACAGGCUCACCGAAAAUUCGCACAUUAAGAAGACAAGGAACUAGUGACGAAGUACCUGAUGAUGCAGUAUUAUGUGAACCAUGUGACAACACAUGUGAAGUUGAUAGAUGUGAUCCAAACCCAUGUCAAAAUAAUGGAAGUUGUGCGGAUUUCAAAGACACCUACAACUGCACAUGUGCUACUGGUUGGAAAGGAGAAAAUUGUACAACGGACGUUAAUGAAUGUUCGUACCAACCUUUAAAACGCUCGUUGUGUCAACUCCACUCUGAUUGUUACAACUUAGAAGGAAGUUAUAGGUGUGACUGUAGACAAGGCUAUAAUGAUAAUAACGGUGACUGCACAGAUGUAAAUGAAUGUGAGAGAAAACCGUGUCCUGAACAUUCAAACUGUACCAAUACAAAUGGAAGCUUCACGUGUGCCUGUUGGAUUGGGUACGUUAAUACAAGCAUGGGAUGUCAGGAAAAUAAAGUGUCCAAGGAAGAUCACUCAAAAGAUUCAGAGUCAAAUAUCGCUUUACCAAUCGUGAUAGCUGUUUUGUUAGUGGUGUUAUGUAUUGUUGUUGCUUUCUUCCUAUGGAAAAAAUAUACUAGACAAUCGACGUUUGGAGUGACAAAGAGGAAUAGCAACACUAGUUCAGAUGAUCAUAAAAACGGGGAAAAUGAACUUAAGGAAGUAGAACAAAAGCUUGUUGUUAAGACGGAAAGUGGUGAAAUCGAAAAUUCACGUGGACAAGACAUUGAUAACCUCUCUGUUGAACAAGAAACAGUAAAUAAGCAGCAUGAUGAUAACUGUGAAACAGCAAACGAGCAACAAUCUGAAGGUGAUGGACAGUCUGCUGCGAAUGAAACAGUAAACAACAGUGCAUAACACUUAUAUAUUUUAUUACUUAUAAGUCAGUUGUAAUUAUAACAAGGUACUGACAUAUGUCUGUGAAUAUAUCAACUACUGCAACAGUGAAAUUCUAAGAAUGUAACAAUAGAAAAAUAUGGAUAAAAAAAGAUUCGGGAAUACGUCAAUAAUUCAGCAUGCCAACGACAAACAAUGUUCUUUCCUAUAUAUAAAAGUUUAAUUAAUUUAAUGAUUGAGGACUGUAUCGGCAGAUCCUUCUUAAAUCGUAAAGAUGAUACACGAUACACAGGUUAACUGGGGUGUGGCCAUAUGUUCACCCUUGGACUUAUCCCGUCCGACACUAAACCCCUUGCAAAAGUGUGGCAUCCAUUUGGCUGUGUGAAAUUAACAGAUGCGCAACCUCGUCCGGGCAGAAUGAAGACUAUAUGUCCGAUUUUACUUUUAGAGAGAAAUCCACAAUACAAUGACACUACCGAAGUGGUUCAAAGUAAAACUUAAUUAAUUGCCAGAAGUCGAAAAAAAAACACCAUAAUAUUAAUACAUCAACUUAGCAAACAAAGAUAAAAAAAAAAGAGUAAAAAAAUCUAGACACGAAAUCGAAAGAUUAUACAACGUGAGCCCUCCAAAUGCCUGUUUGGUCAAGUUCUUUGUAAGUGCAGGCAAUUUCAAAAUCCAAUGGAGGUAUCCGUCGUAUUGACCACGACAAGUAAAAGUCAGUAAAAAAGACAUUGAGAUGGCUUUUUCAAUAUAUCAUAUUCCAGAAAUCCAUAGAAAGUAAUAAUGAAAAAAGGUAUUUUCAACGCUUUAAUAUGUUAAAUACAGUGUAUAAGCUUUUGUAAAAUUCAUUCUGCAUUACGUAAUUAAACAAUGUUGUUUUGUAUACAUACAUCUUCUUAUUCCAUGAAGUGUCAUUGCAUUUAAUAUACAAUUGAUUAUCAAAAAUUAUAAUAAAAUUAGAUACGUCAUUUAGUAACAUUUUGUACAUUAAGUGUAACGACAUGCCUGUCUCUUCUAAUAACUUUCUUCUAAAUCUACUAGGCAGCCAGGAAGACAAAUGCAUAAAUAAAAAUUAAACCAUAAUAAACUGAAGCAGGUUUGCACCUUAGUAAACGGAUUUUGUUUUGAACAUCAAAGUCAUUUUAUGAGAAAAUCGAGGAAAAUUACGUAUCAGUUAAGAAUAUUUUUAUUUUGAACCAAAUAAUGAUUAAUAACAUGGAAAAUUAAAGAACUUUAGUGAGCGCGCUCACAUACCUCACGUCCCCACAUUGUCAUUGGAAAAAUAAAAUAAGUGUAAGAAAAAAAAAAAUUGUAUAAGAAAACAAAAUUGAAUCAUAAUUUCCUGUCAAUAUGCAAAUCUACAUAGUAUGUCCUUAUUAUCUACAAAGUUUCAUGAAAUUCUGUUGUGUGGUUUCAGAGGAGUUGUGAUGACAAACUGUUGCAAAAGUACAUUAAAGCAAAUAAGUUCAAAGGGGCAAAACACUAAGAAAAAAAAAAUGAUUCGUAAUUUCCUGUCGAUAUGCACAACUACAUGUUAUGUCCUUAUUAUCUUAAAAGGUUUCAUGAAAUUCUGUUGUGUGGUUUCAGAGGAGUUGCGAUGACAAACUGUUGCAGUAGUACAUUGAAGCAAAUAAGUUCAAAGGGUCGUAACUCUUGGAAAAAAAGUUGAAUCUUAAUUCCCUGUCGAUAUGCACAUCUACAUAGUAUGUCCUUAUUAUUUGAAAAGGUUUCAUGAAAUUCUGUUGUGUGGUUUGAGAGGAGUUGCGAUGACAAAAGGUUGCAGUAGUAUAUUGGGCAAAUAAGUUCAAAGGGGUGUAACUCCUGGAAAAAAAAUGAAUCGUAAUUUCCUGUCGAUAUGCACAUCUACGUUGUAUGUCCUUAUUAUCUGAAAAGGUUUCAUGAAAUUCUGCUGUGUGGUUUGAGAGGAGUUGCGAUGACAAACUGUUGCAGUAGUACAUUAAAGUUAAUAAGUUCAAAGGGGCAUAACAACUAGAAAAAAAUUGAAUCGUAAUUUCCUGCCGAUAUGCACAACUACAUAGUAUGUCCUUAUUAUCUAAAAAGGUUUCGUGAAAUUCUGUUGUGUGGUUUGAGAGGAGUUGCGAUGACAAGAAAUAGGACUGACGGACUGACGGACGGACAGACGGAUGGACAGACGGACGGACGGACAGACGGACAGACGUACGGACAGACGGACAGACGUACGGACAGACGGACGGACGGGUCAAACACAUUAUACCCUCCGCAACUCGUUGCAUGGGGUAUAAUUAACAUUUAAAAUGUUCGCUUUCAAAUAUUUUCUGACAUUUAAUUUUUCUCGCCGCGAUACAGCCUGUUUGUGCUGAUGUGGCGUAAAGCAAUCACCAAUCAUUCAAUGAAAUUUAAUUCAGUGUUUUGUUUUGUUAUCUCAAGACCUUUUCCAACCGUGCGGAAAGCGAAUGCAACACACAUAAAUACAUAGUUUUGGCCUUUUUAUAAAAUAUCGUCUUAACGUGUGACAAUCAUAUGAUUGUUUGAAACUUGAUAGCGUUAACUUGACUUACAAAUAAUCAUAUCUUUUUAUCAAAAGUAAAUAAAGUAUCUCCUAAUAUGAUUUUAAUAUCAAUUAAGUUGAUGGUGUAGUUUUUAUAAUUAGAUGAAAUGAUGUUAAAAGCAUAUUAUACUGCUCAUAUGUUUGAAAUUAAAACUAGUCAAUACGUAUCAAUUUAAAUGAUUAAAAACUAUUAAAAUCAAAUUAAAAAGGAGAUACUUUAUUAACACUUGAAAAAAAAUCUAAUUCAUUGUUAUGUCAUGUUAAACUGAAUAAACUUCUAAUAUAGAUUUAAACCAGUAAAACUUUAAUAUUUUCAAUGUAGUCAUGAUCGCUUUUUUACUUUAAAAUCUCUUAAGUGACAAUUACUAGUUUUGAUGAAUUAAAGCCAUUUUUAACCAGUGUCUGCCUAUAAAGCUAUAAAGUCUACUACAAAAUCUAAAUAUUAAGCAAAACAAGGCCACAACAAAAGGAAAAUAACUCAGGAGCUGCCCACAGAUGCACUGAUCCUGUUCACCAGUGAAUAUAUUGUACCUAUUGUGUUGUACGCAUCAAGUUAUACCCGGUGACUCCUCGUAUUCCGUAAUAAGUCACGUUUGAAAGGCUGUCGUUUUUAUUUGGUGAAAACCGUGUAACUAUUUAUAAGUCGUUUCUAAUUCUCUAGCUAGUAACAACAGUAAUCCGUUCCUUACUAGUAUCCAGUGGCGUUCAAACGUGACAGUAAUUUCAAUUGUAACAUCUCGCACGUGCAUCCCUAUUGUAUUGGAAUAAGAAAAUGUUUUUGUUUACAAAGCAAAAGAAGAGCGUCCUGAUAAAUGUAGCUAGAAUGAUUGUGAAGUGCUUUACCCGAUAUCCGUUCUAAAAAAAGCUUUAUCGUGAAGAGAGUCAUACAAUUCCUUAAAUGUACCAGGCUUAUAAUUUGGUUUGCCAGACGCGCGUUUCGUCUUCAUAAGACUUGUUAGUGACGCUCAAUUUAAAAAAGCCGCCAUGCCAUAUCAAUUACAAAGCUGAGCAGCACACCGAAAUUUCUGAAAAAUAGUGUUAAAUAGGGCUUAGGCAACCUUUAUCUGGGCUACAAAAGAGGUGACAACUGGGCUGGUGAUAUCAUAAACGAGGAGCGAAAAUGUACCAACAGUUUAUAUCAUACAAAAGCAUACAUGUAUAUUAGGUCAUCCUUGACUCAGGUAAUUCGUAAAGGUAAACCAAAUCAAGAGUGUGUAAAUAUUUAUGUCAUAAAUCAUAAUAAUUUCAGUUACAGAGCAUCAAAUUUCAGUUUCAUUCUACAAAUAUGUAGGAUUUCUGAAAUAGCAAUAUUUUUGUGAACAAACAAAUAAAAAUAAAUCAUUAUGAAACCAGUAUUUAUACAAAAGAGACCAGUCAUUUAACGACAGUAUAAAAUCAUAUUUAAAAGACAUUGAUCAAACACAUAAAUUAUCAUUUAUAACCAAUCUUAAAAUAUGUCAAUAACUGUAAGGAGAACUGGUCAAGAAAAGUCCGUAGAACAGUACUCAUGAAAACUUUACAAAAGGUUCUGAAUGAGCGGUUCUACCCUAGAACAGUUUUGGACAGACUAACAUUUCUAUCCCAGAACAGAUUCUAACAGAUAUAUCGUAGAAUAGUUUAGGACUCUUCUUCCUUAGAACAGAUUCUAAUAGUUCUACACUAGAAGUGAUACUGACAAUCCGACCCUAGAUAAGGUCCGGACAGCACCUUCUUUAGAUCAGUUUUCUCUCUAUAUAUAAAAUUGUUUAUCUAAUUAAUGAAUGAAUUAAGCAUAUUCAAUUAUUUUCUUAAUUUAUUCAACUUAUUUUUUUUUAUUUGUUGAACUUAUUUUAUUAAUCUUAUUAUUUUUUAAAUCUUUUUGUAUUUAUUUAUUUAUCUAUGUAUCUGUAAAUUUAUGUAUUUAUUUAUUUAUCUAUGUAUCUGUAAAUUUAUGUAUUUAUUUUCUUUUUUCUUUUUGUUUAUUUAUUUAAUUUAAUAAUGUAUAUAUUUGUGUAUUCUAUCUUUACCAUUUCAAACAAAAUACUCGGAUGUUUGACUAUU